Ostertagia ostertagi is the source of this 849-nucleotide messenger RNA. The record is from the annotation of a GenBank genome assembly. NCBI's taxonomy places the organism in Eukaryota, Metazoa, Nematoda, Chromadorea, Rhabditida, Trichostrongylidae.
AUGGAUUCGAAUGGACCUGCUUGUACGAAGACUCCGACAAGGCACCACGAAAGCAGCGGUGGAGCUUCUUCCCUGAAGGUCGCAGAUGUUGACGAAAUGACCUUGUUCCAAGAAUGUGUAGAUGAUUUCGACGGUGUUCUAAGAAGUGUUAAUUCGCAUAACGAAGAAUCAGAGCGGGUGACAGAGGGCGUUUUUCCAAUGUCAGUAACAAAUGUGGCGGGACAUGGAAGAGAUGCGGCGGUUUCUAUGGCUUCCUCUAUCUCUGAUGCACAAGCAAAUAUCAUGCCAUUACCGCUGGUGAAAGAUAUUACCGCGCCCAAUACAUCUUUCUUCACUUCCGAAGUCAUGGAGAUAGAAGAGCCCGGCAUCAAUGAAGAUACUGUUGUCGCAAAUCCACCGUUCGAUUCUCUUCCACAUCAGAUCCGAAAAGGAAUAGAAACGGUUAAUAGUGUAAUGGCAGAUUUGGACACUGCAAUGUUAUGUUACGAUUUGCCUGGCUGUUCAAAUGACGCUAAUUAUUCUUGCUCAAGUGUUGGCAAGCUUCCAUACGAUCGCAAUAUUCCUGGGGUGUUCAGCUCAAUCGAGAAAUGUCCUCCUGAAGAAGUUCUUCGAUGUCAAGCAAAAGGAACCCAUGAACUCAACUUUCUUUCUUCCGAAGAUGAAGCUGAAUCCAGCGCGCAGCCUGAGAGCAAAAGAAAUGAAUAUGCACCUUCUUUGUUGGACAGAAUUGAGGAACAAUUAAGCUUUGGAGAAGGCGAUCACUGUGGUGGUGAGGAAUUUCACGAAAGUGACGACGUUUUCUGGUCAUGUCUUGAACGUGGGAUGAGGUUACACAAACUGAACAGAUGA